This is a messenger RNA of Etheostoma cragini (Arkansas darter), 1828 nucleotides long. RefSeq names its product protein Fer3. Gene Ontology annotation, molecular function: protein dimerization activity; RNA polymerase II transcription regulatory region sequence-specific DNA binding; DNA-binding transcription factor activity, RNA polymerase II-specific. The coding region runs from base 385 to 996 and encodes 203 amino acids. Gene Ontology annotation, biological process: developmental process; regulation of transcription by RNA polymerase II. NCBI's taxonomy places the organism in Eukaryota, Metazoa, Chordata, Actinopteri, Perciformes, Percidae. The transcript is spliced from 2 exons. The record is from RefSeq and is a predicted model, not a curated record.
UGAUUGCUAAAUUCGGAGUGUUUUGUCAAUAUUAGCGGGACUACUUCAGGGGAAGUUUAUAAUUGGACACGUGUUUUCCCCGCUUUUUGUCGUUUGGAGAUCAACUGAUUUCUUUGUAAUUCGUUUUUAAAGCAAUGAACGAUGCACAAGGAGGGGUAAAGUGUUCUUAAGAGCUCCCUUUCAGUCUUUAGAAUUGGCCGGAGCAACCCGCCGAGUAACGUGGAUGCCCUGGAAGUAUUUAAUCCAGGAGAUGUGCCCAUGGGGCUGUCACACAGCACAGAGUCAGCCACAUGCAGGUAGGCCGUUACCAGUUCAUGAACGAAAAGCCCCGCAACCUUCAGAGAGUGGAAAAGAAACUAAACAAUUUCAUUUUUCCAUUUAAAUAUGGAGGACAUGGUUUUUGACUUUGACCAGGAUGCCACUACGGAUUUUGCCCUUUGGGGACAAAUGGACCAAAACUUCCAGUUUCAGAGCCAGCUGGACAGCUUCCUGCUGGAUUACAGCACAGCCAGCGGCCAGCUCUCGCCCUGGUCCUCAUUCGGGAGUCAGUUCCCGGACGCACAGCUGACCCUUACCGACCUCGACGUGCAGUCUCCAGGGGGGGAUGUCUGCGCUGAAGGGGAGAGCUCGUCCAUGGACGACCCCCUGGAGGUGGCCCAGCUCAGGGCACGGCGGCUGGUGCCAAAUCAGCCCUACAAGGUGCAGCGACAUGCCGCCAACAUCCGGGAGAGGAAGAGGAUGCUGAGCAUCAAUUCCGCCUUCGAGGAGCUGCGCUGCCAUGUGCCGACGUUUCCCUACGAGAAGCGGCUGUCCAAGAUAGACACUCUGAGGCUGGCCAUAGCCUACAUCGACCUGCUGAGAGAGAUCCUUAUGUCGGGCUGCGACCCCAAAUCCUAUGUAGACGAGUGCAUGAAGAAUGGCUACAAGAAUCAGACCAACGCCAUCUGGAACACAAGCGAUCUGACAGCCCGCCUCUCUUGGAUAAAGUGGGAUUAGCUGAGGAACAUGGGGCACCCUGGAGAUGGCAGCAGGGCGGAGGUUCAGGGUUGUUCCUCCCUCUCCUCAGUCUCUCUCUACAUGUCAAAGACAGGCGGCUUGCAUGACAGAGCCGACCGAUCGACAUCUGCAGACUUCUCAUCGGGUCACACACCUCAGGCUUUCUCAACUUCACCCACUCCUUCGUCCUCUGGGGCUUUUAAUAUUCUAAUUUAUUGUCGACUGGUAAUUGAGAGACAUUGUUUCUGGGGUUGGGGAGGGAAAGAGGGUUGGCAUUGUUUGCCUAAAUGGAUGGCACUUGUCAGAGAGAGAGAGGGGCACACUGGCAUGAGACUGAAUGGCCUUGCUAAGGGCUCAUACUUCUGCAUGUAGCGCUGAAGUGUUUUCUGGACUCUUGCUCAUUAGUCGGCAAGUUGAUGUGUUAAAAAAGAGCCUUGAUCAUGUAAAUGAGACAAUGGGCGUGAGAAGCAGAUUAGCCUAAUAUGUUUUAGCAUGUCAGGUGCUGUUUGCAGUACGGCUUGUUUCAUGUGCAACCUCUAUCAUCUUUUGUAUUAUUUAUGUAUUUAUUUAUUUUUAGUUAUGGCCUAUUUAUGACAAUAUUCUUUUUGGUGACAUGUAUUUCAACAAACUGUGAUUAUUUAUUGUUCUGUAACGCAAAUAUCACCAAUGUGUUUUUUGUGAUUUGUUUGACGCUGCUGAUGUGAAAAUGUAAUGGAUCGCCACGGUAAAGUUAAUUUCUGUGACAGUGUUAUGUAUUUGUUACCAAUGAUCUCUACUCAGGAUCAUAAAAAAUAUCCUAUCCCUAAAUAUUUAGUGGUAUAACUUUUUUUGU